AUGGACGCGGACCUUGAGGCGUUGGACGCCCUGACAGAGGGCAACCUUCAACAGAUCAUCGAGAGCUGGGAAUGCUUCUGCACCGGAACCGACUCCUUCCUCUCAGGGGAUCUUUCUGUCGCCGCCGACUCCGACGAAUACGCCGCCUCCGUCCGCGCCCUCAGCCACUAUGGCCUCACCCGACUCGUGGGAGACCACUUCCUCCAAGCCCUCGAGGUUCUCUCUCUCUCUCUCUCUCUCUCUCUCUCUCUCUCUCUCCCCCCAUCGCGCUUGGUGUUCCAAGGUGUAUACUGCAAAGGAAAAGAGGUUGUGACUUCCGUAUCCAUAUGGUUACCUCCAUUAACUGUGGCAUCUGACGGGAAGAAUGCGCAGAAGAAACGCGCGUAGUUUGUUUGUUCGAUUGCCCCAGCGAAGUUCCGUCUCGUUUUCUUUAUGUCCAAAUUGGAGCUUUAUACUUAUGUUUGAAACGGUAUGACUAUGUUUCCUUUGUCGUAGGAGUCGUUCCGGAAGAACGCAGUUUCAAAGUUUUGGAAGAGUUUCAAUCCAUCCUCUGAUAAAACGGCCGCAUCAACGGUGAGUUCAUUCAGCGUGUGGAAUCUACUGCUUUCAUCGUACAGCCUCCUUAACUAUGCCUCUGUCAUGGAAUUCUAAUUCCAUCACCCAGAGUCACAUGCGUCCCUCUGGAUAUGUGUGUAUUUAUAUUGUGAAGCAUGCUAUAAUGAUCUUGAGAAUUAUAGAAGGUAUUCCCCGUAAGGCGGUCAUAUCCUCUUUGGGACACCCUUGUAAUUACUUCUGAUCUGCUCCUCGAGAUCCUCAACUGGGAGCACUUGCUGCCUCAGAAAUACUUUGCAUCUCUUGGAGAACAGACUGUAGUUUUAGCUGUCUUUUGGUGGGACGCAUUGUUUGUUUAUUUCUCUAAGCAGGAGAAGAUUUAUUCUGCAAUUGCAGUUUAUCUCAUAUGGGUCCAGUGAUGUUAAAAGAAUAGGCUUUAGUGCUUGUGAAGAUGAAGGACCUCUGCAAUCUCUUUUUUCUGGGUACAGAUUUUAUCACCAAUAUUUGAGUUAUAGCCUUAGCUUUCCUUCGUACGUUCCUGAUGAAGAGUACUGUUCUGCUCUUUUUUUCCAUCUUUCCUGAUAUUCGGCAUUGCCAUGAUUCAUCUGGAAGUGUUUGCCUCCUCUAGUUUAAAUUUAUCCAAGUGUGUCAGUUGACAACUUUCAAACGUAGAUUGCAAUUUUAUUUUAUUUUCAUGUUAUGUAAACUCUCGGCAAAGUUUCUAUUGUUUGAUGUUUUAAACUCGUGGGCAGUAAAAGAAUGUCAUAUCACUGAUGUCUCAGGAAGGAUCUGAGGAGAUGUUAACUGCAUCGCUGGAGGAGAUAUGCAUGGAAAAAGUUUAUCAGGAGAAAUUAUUGUCAAUUCUGCUUAAUUCUUUACUAUCAGAAGGUGAUGUUGCAUCAGAAUUGGAGGACUAUAUAUCCACUCUUCUUCCCAGGCACCAAUUGAUGGUAUCUUCAGUACUUCAUUCGACACUUCCUCAGCCAUUUCUUGGUGUGUGGUUCUUAUGGUUUCCUUCUCUUUUAUUAUUCUGCUGCUUCCUGUCGAUUUUGGAUGUCUUUCUCGUACAGUAGAUUUCAUUCUUUACACAAUCUAAAAUGACACUAUGUAAAAGGCCUCUUUGAUUUAGUCAUAUGUUUUCUUUCAUGAAAGUUUUCGCUAAUAAGGGUUAUCUCCUCUGCAUUGGUUAGAAAAAGGGUAAUUUAUAAUGCUCAGAAAAUUAUGUGAAAGUUCUGAGUAAGUUUGCCUUUAGACAGUUUACCUUGAAUUUAACCCAUCAGCUGCUAUGGCAAGAAUCCGGUCAGUUGUAGUCUGAUCCAACUGUCUAUUGAAGCAUUACAUUCCAAUCGUGCAAAAAAUCAAGAUGUUCUGUAUGGUUUUUCUAUUAUUCACGUUUCUGACUGUGUAUAAGGAGAGAUGAUAAGUUCUAAAAUAGAACAUUUGUUUCUCAACUCUUGAUUUUUACUAUAUUCAAUAACUCUGAUUUAUUGUAAAAACGUCAUAGCUAGACUGGCAAAAUAAAUCAGGUAUCAUGUUUAAUGUUUGUUCAAUUUUGAUUUUUGCUUAUUUUAUUAACUUCCUAUAAGAGUUUUCCUCUUUCUUGGCACAGAACAUGAAUAAUAGCUCUAUGACCCCUGUCCAGAGCACUCAUUUAAUAUCUGGCUAAUUUAAUUGUGGUGCAUUGAUACUAGGUUUUGUUGGGUUUACCCCAGCAUUUUUUUGUGUCCGCAUAGUACAUUUACAGACCCUAUACACGCUAUCUUCUUGUGGAAGACAUCUGUGCUUUUAUUGCAUUUCGUUAUUUGAUGGAGAUUCUAUGGAGUUCAUGGAAUAAAAAUAUGUUCUUAUUGGUUAUAUAUUGCUUUCUCUCCAGGGAUACUGCGACUGUAUUUUAGAAAAAUAUUGGAAGAAUUAAGCAGCAUGAUCACUGGAGAAUGUGAAGAUGGAUAUGAAGCCUCCGUCGAUUCUGGUGUGGGUUUUACGUGCAAAAGUGACAUGGCCUCUCGAGCUGGUGCAAUGGAGAUUGAGGAAGUGUAUGACCAAUCAGUCACCUUAAAGAACAAUGAACUGAUUAAAAACAUUGGCAAACUUGUUCGUGAUCUUAGAAGUCUUGGAUUUACAUCAGUAACCGAAGAUGCCUAUGCUUCAGCUAUCUUUUCCCUUUUGAAAGUAUGCACGUUAUUACCAUUUAGGGUUCACGUAGUCUUCAUCAUGUGGUUAAUGCAUUUUCGUUCUCUACAUUGUAGCUCUUGUUUUGAUUGCAGAUUAAAGUUCAAUAUCUGGCUGGAGAUGACUACCGAAGUCCUGUUCUAGAGUCCAUUAAAGAAUGGAUUCAGGUUUGUUUCUCUUUGCAUUCACAUUAUGGUCGAUGCUCCUCUAUUGUUUCCUAAUUAAAUUUCAUAUGUAAUUGAAUUUUACUUCACUUAGAAUCUUGCUGAUUUCUAAAGUUCUCUUCAUUGAGAACCUUUUUGAUUUCGAGUUACUUGUGAUUUAGGAUUGAAAACCCAUGCGAGUAAUUAGCUGAAGUAUUCCAUGCAUCUGUUAUUGUGUUAUGCAGACGUAGGCUGUGCACCUUACUAAGUUCUAGCUGUUUAUGCCUAGGUGUGCAACACCAGGCGUAAGCAUCUUGGAUCUCUUUCAUUUUUAAAGACCUUAGAUCCUUUUCAAUGAUUUAGCAAUUUGUUGUUGUGAAAAGAAAAGAAAAAAAAAUCUGGGGAGUUCAUUUGUCAUGGUAGCAUAUGCAUCUUGGAUCUCUUCAAUUUUCAAAGACCUUAGACCCAUUUCAAUGAUUUAGCAAUUUGUUGUUGUGAAAAGAAAAAAAAAGUCUGGGAAGUUCAUUUGUCAUGAUAUUUUUAUGUAUUCUUCUGUGUUGUCCCUCUGACACUUUUGUCUCAUGGUUUAUUUUUCCCUACACAAUGCCUGGUAUUUUUUUUGGUUAGGGAAGGAAAGGCUUAAGGUAGAAACCCCUGCCUUCAUCUCAUUAUCAAAUCCACUCUAUGUCUUCAUUAUAAGCACAACUCUUCUCUUCAUUAGCUAGACCUCUCUCCAUGUUCUCGAUUUCUCAUAUAACAGUAUGAAUUUUUCUCAUAUAAUAGUGCAAGUCUGGAUUUGCACUCUUCGUACCAUUUUGAGUGCAGUUACCUUAUACGUUUUAGGAUACGUUCAUGAGAGAAUUCUCUAAUCCCAUCUUUUCUCAGUCCAGACUUUUUCCAGAUUGAAAGAUUCACUGAAAACUCUUGAAAGGUUUUGUUUAAAUUAAAACAUUUCAUGCACUACAUCUACUGCAUGUGUGUUGGGCAUUUAAACAUGAAAGUAUUCUUAUUUGCCUUCACUAGAUAUUAAUUGCAUUGAUCUACGUCUGGCAUGUCCUUUCUGGUUUUUGAUCGUAUCUUAUUUCAUUAUUGAUCUUUUGCUUCAUUGGUGUUCAGGCUGUUCCGCUUCAAUUUUUAAAUGCUCUUUUAGGUUACCUGGGAGACUCAGCUGGUCAUGAGGACUCAAAUUCUGGUUUGAAAUCUCCUCUGGCUUCUCUCCCUACAUGUUACCCUGGAAUCGACAUGCCUUCUGAAGAGCUUGUCAGAUGGCAGUUGAGGCUCGAAUAUUUUGCUUAUGAGAGCUUGCAAGACCUGAGAAUAGCAAAGCUUUUUGAGAUUAUCGUGGACUACCCUGACAGGUUUUCUCUUUUCCUUCAUGUCUUUCCCUACAACUUUUGAGUCGUAUGUAUUGGGUUAUUAUCUUAUUUCAAUGCGCUCAUGAGUUUGCAGUAUGAGGCACGUACAUACAAAUUAUAAACCUUUCAGCUUCCUUCUUAUGCUAACCUUUUGUUGACUUCUUACGCAUCUGACUUGCCUUUGAUGAUCAUGUAGAAUAAAUUAUCUGUUACCAUUUUGACAUGUCCAGGUAGGUGAUGGAUGCAAUAUAUUUACCCUGUUUAGUUCAAGUACAUCCUAUCUCUCUCGUGGUUCCGUCAUAUAUGUGCAAUAUAUUGUGGAGUGAUGCAACGUCGGAAGAUGUAUAUCAAUGUCAUACAUGCUGCUUUGAUUUGUUUAUUGCUGUCGCAAAUAUUAUUAGCUUACUUUGUAAAUGGCCUUGAACCAGCUCUCCGGCUAUUGAAGAUUUGAAACAGUGUCUAGAUUGCACUGGGCAGCAUUCCAAGCUUGUUGACUCAUUUAUUUCUUCCUUGAGAUUUCGUCUGCUUACAGCUGGUGCCUCAACAAAUGACAUUUUGCACCAGUAUGUUUCGACCAUCAAGGCACUACGGAUAAUAGAUCCUACUGGUGUUUUCCUUGAAGCAGUUGGUGAACCCAUAAGGGAAUACCUAAGGAGGAGGAAGGAUACAAUAAAAUGCAUUGUGACCAUGCUUACUGAUGGGAGUGGGGGAAGUGCCACAGGAGCAGGGAACACAGGCGACAGUCUUCUUGAAGAACUAAACAGAAAUGCUGAAAAUCAAGAGAGUGCUGAUUAUGAUGACGACCUUGUCACGGAUGAUAAACAGGCGUGGAUCAAUGCAAUGCGGUAUAGAUCUUGUGAUAUUGAUCGUGAUUAAUCUACUUGUUUGCUGAAUUUCGUGUGUUACCCUUCUAGUGAAGUGGACUUUGUAUGAUGUGAUGUGCUUGUAUGAGAAGACCCCUUGUUAUCUGGUGUUUGCUUCCUUUCAGUUGGGAACCUGAUCCAGUGGAAGCAGAUCCAGCAAGAGGCAGCAGGAAUCGGCGGAAGAUUGAUAUACUAGGAAUGAUGGUCAGUAUUAUUGGUUCAAAGGAUCAGCUGGUGAAUGAACACCGAAUCAUGCUGGCAGAUAAGCUUUUGAAUAAGUCUGACUAUGACAUUGACUCUGAGAUACGCACUUUGGAACUCCUAAAGGUAUGCUAUUUAUUUUCUCCAUUCUGGCGAAUUCUUUAACUUCAUUAGCUCUCAUGGGUUGUAGGACAACAGCUUACACACUGAUAUAGCAUUGAUAUAUUACCAUCCGAAAAGCUCUCCUUUAAGUCAAUCUUUUUUAUCCGGUUUUUAGAUUCAUUUUGGAGAAAGCAGCAUGCAGAGAUGCGAAAUUAUGCUUAAUGAUUUAAUAGACUCCAAGAGGACCAAUAGCAAUAUCAAAGUAUCAGCGGCAAAGGCAACUCAGAUAGGUACAGUGGAACUGAUCCAUUCGAGGGCUUCCUGCUAAAUUAAAUAUAUGUCAAACAUGUGCCAGAUUUUUCACUCUUUUGAUUUAUGUUUAGAUGCCAAGCAAGACGAAGGUGACAUGUCACUGGAGGUCUUUGAUGCGACAAUUAUCUCUUCGAACUUUUGGCCUCCGAUCCAGGUAACAAACAGGACACACAUAGUACUCCAGGAUACACCAGCUGGUGUAAGAAUGUUUGGACGUAGAGAAGAUUGGAGGAACCAAAGGACGUGUCUAUUUCCUAUCUUCAUGCCACCUUCUGUCCAGUUUAAUUUCUGAAUGUUUGGCUACCGUUUAUUUGACUGAGACAUACAAAUCACAGGCUGAGUCCAUCAAUGUACCAGUUGCCGUGGAGGAAUUGCUAUCCGACUAUGCUAGAAGGUUUCAUGAAGUUAAAGCCCCUCGAAAGUUACUCUGGAGAAAAAAUCUUGGAGUGGUCAAGGUUAGACUUCGAAUGCCCCCCAUCUUGAACAUGCAGCCUUCAUUCAUCUUGGUGUUCCGGAUGACCAUAAUGACUCGUGAACCAUAGAUUAUCUUGGUGUUUAGAAUGUGGAUGAUUUCUGCGUCAUAUAAUAGGCAUCACCGUUCCCUUGUUUCAGUUGGAACUGCAAUUUGAAGACAGAGCUUUGCAGUUCACUGUAUCCCCGGUCCAGGCAACAAUCAUCUUGAAAUUCCAAGAGCAAGCAAGGUUUACUUCUGGAGUUGCUUCUAUGUGCUCAUAUUUUUUCUGCAGCUCUAUAUUUCCAUCUUGUUUUUGCAGCUGGACUUCCAAGAACCUUGCGGCUGCUGUCGGAACCCCUGUGGAUAUACUCAACAGAAGAAUAAGCUUCUGGGUUAGCAAGGCAAGUCGUGAGUGCUUGCUUGCUUCAUAUUUAAGAAAGAAUUACCUACGUGUUGCAAUUUCUGUUUAAUGUGUCUUGGGUAUCCGUAGAUAGAUAUACUUUUUCGAUACAGCAGCAAAUGCAGCCGAUGGUUUCUGUGCGAUCUCUUGGCCGAAAACGAAAAAUGUGUACAAGUUUUACUUUGAUUUUACAACAUAUAAUUAACGAUAGCAUUACAUAUGGAGGAUAACUUCGGGCAGAGGAAAAGUAAAGACAAGCAGGUUCUUAGAAUGGAUUGUAAUGUUGGACAACUUUUGAUCUGGAUAUCAAAAUAUAAACAUUUCUUAGAAUAACUUGGGCAUGGGACUUAGAGUGAGACAUAUAGCUGUCAAAGAAUAACAGGGGAUACUUGGCGAUCAUGGUGCACCAUCCAACAUCAUAGUGUGGAGAGAGAGACGGCGAGAAACUGUAUUCUUCACACAAUUGAUUAUUGAAAGUUCUUGUUACAUCAUAAUCUGAUCAUUGUGUGCUAAUUUUUUAGGCGCAAGAAAUAUUUUGUGGGCAUUUCUUUGGUGUUUAAUGUUUUUACUCCUUUACUUUGUCUGUGCUCAGGGAAUUCUUGUUGAGUCUCCCGGAUCCGACAGUGAUGACCACAUAUAUACGGUUGUUGAUGAGAUGUCUGAAACGAAUAGAAAUGGCCUCGCAAAGGGAACCUUGGAGGAUCUUUCAGCAAACGAUGAGGAAGGAGAAGGAUCCCUGGCUUCUGUCGAGGAACAGCUCCGAAAAGAAAUGACCAUCUACGAGGUAUGCACCACACUCCUUCCUGUUGCAAGCUUUUGUUCUCUUUUUUUCACGCGUAAAUAGAUCACCUACGGGAUAUGGUAAACUCCCCUUUAAAUUAUACGAAGCAUCUAAAUCCCCUUGCAAGCCCACCCUCUCACUAGGCACCUUUAAGAUCAUCUAGGGAUGAAACCCCAUUUUAUGCGCCUUGCAUAAGAACUCCCAGUCUCUCAAAGUAUGGUCCACAGUUCUGUCUCCCUCACUGGCAUCAUCGAUUGAGCAUCUGAGGUUCCACGAGGGUUGUACAAAACCCUGCCACUUGAAUGAACUGAGCUUCAGCAUGUGCUCAGGCUUCACUUUUCAGAAUGGGUAGCUCCAGUGAUACUGGGAUUGCUCUGAUUUUCAUAGAUCCAAAGAGAGUAAACGUGUAGAAUACCUCUCAAGUGAGAAUCUUAACUCUCUCCCCCAUGGUCUGCUAUGGCUGCUUAACAUAGAGUACAUUGGAAGGGAUGACCUUCAAGACAGGAUGGGUAGAUUACCAAAUAUCUUGAGAUACAGAAGGGAACAAGAAAUCAUCAUUUUUGCCGUCCGCAUCCUAAAGACAUGGGAGAGACAUCAGGACAGAAGAUGAGUUGGCAUCAGAUAAACUAUCCUUAGUUUAUGCUUGGGAUAACUUGAAAUCUCCAUGUAGAAUAUAUAUAUAUAUAUAUAUAUAUUGGGUGCAUUUCCAUUGUUCCAUAUGAUCAUCAAUAACGUUGAUUACUGCCGGCAAAGCAAUAUCCUAACGUAGAAUAUAUACCUUGUGAGCGCAGAAAUUCAUUGUGGGGAUGCUGACCAACUUUGGCAGCAUGGCACUGGACAGAAUUCAUAACACUCUGAAGGUAAGUGUUGAGACGAGAGUCCCUACCCUUCUUGUGUGUCCGAGUUCUUGGCGAGGGGAUGUGGUGAGUGAAGUGAUCCCAAGCUUGUGUCGCAGAUGUUUUGCAUAGCCGAACCGACGUACGACAAGUCAGUACAGCAGCUGCAAAGCUUUCUGGAAGGUCUUAUUGCAGAAGAAAAGUUAGAAAUGCGAGAUGGAAUGUACGUGCUGAAAAGGUAA
Spirodela intermedia is the source of this 8410-nucleotide messenger RNA. The record is from the annotation of a GenBank genome assembly. Lineage: Eukaryota; Viridiplantae; Streptophyta; Magnoliopsida; Alismatales; Araceae.